Messenger RNA from Humulus lupulus (European hop), 2715 nucleotides. Its product is annotated as scarecrow-like protein 1. The coding region runs from base 721 to 2469 and encodes 582 amino acids. The record is from RefSeq and is a predicted model, not a curated record. The transcript is spliced from 3 exons. Gene Ontology annotation, molecular function: sequence-specific DNA binding; DNA-binding transcription factor activity. Gene Ontology annotation, cellular component: nucleus. Gene Ontology annotation, biological process: regulation of DNA-templated transcription. Lineage: Eukaryota; Viridiplantae; Streptophyta; Magnoliopsida; Rosales; Cannabaceae.
AUAAUGAUUUAAUUUUCUUGUACUUAGUCAGAUUCCAGAAGAGAAAUGUGGUCUUAAGCAUUAGCAUUGAGUACUUUAGCUAUGAAAAGUCUUAGAAUAUUGAUUUGUUUCAGAUUCUUUUAAAAAGGGGUAGCUCAAAAUCCUCAAAAAAAACCAACAUUGCAAGACUAAAAAAUUUCUUGGAGUUUUAUAAUUCCAGAAUUUAGGUCCUCUUGGCUUUGUUUUUUGCUAGUAUUUUUAUAUUCAUUUGUUUAUAAUUAAAAAAAUAUAUUCAUGCCCAAGUUUGUUGUUCUCUUACUUCAUCUUCUGGUUUGAUAAGUGCUUCCUUGCUUUUCCAACAUUACCUAACCUCACAAAUCCGUAUAAAAAUACCCCAAAAUUAUUUGUUAAUUUGAAGAUAUCAACAAGGAAGUGUUUUGUCUUUUGGCUUCUCUUUAUUGUCUUAUAUUGAUGUCAAAGCCUUAAGCUUUCUCUCUCUUCCUGUCUCUCUUGAAAACAACUCUCUAUCUCUCUUUCUGGUAUGUUGAUCUCUGUCUGGGUUUCUACUCAAUUUCAGAUUUUGACUGGGUUUUUGAGCUCUUCUGCUUCUUGAGCCUUUCUCUAUUGUAGCAGGGAUUCCAACAAGUCGAAAAAGUUUCUUUUGUGACACAGAACUGAAGUUUUAUGGUCGAAUUCGUCUUCCUCAAGGUCUGAAAAAGAUAAAAGAAAAACAUAAGAAGAAUGUCUUUAGUUAGGCCUGCAGAGCUUUCUGCUACUUCAUACAGAAACCCCAAGCUUUACUCAUUGAAGGGAAGUACUGAUAGCUCCGGCUUCUCAACCCAAACUUUUGGUUCCGACAAGCGCAAGACCUUGUAUGUAACUGAUUCCUACAGCAAUGAGAGCUAUGAGAAGUACUUUCUUGACUCCCCAAGUGAUGAAAUACAACAGCCCUCUUGUUCUAGUGCUUCUGGAAAUUCUUAUAACCCUCAAGAUGCCUCGUGUUACCAGCUCCGAGCUGGAUUGGUUUCUCAGUUGACCACUCAAAAUCCUUGUGAUGCUUCUUUCAUGUCCAUGAGGGAUUUGGAAUCAGAUUACUUGGAAAGUUCAAGUCCAGAACUAGGUGACUUUGACAAAAGCUCAAUGAGGUUGAAGCUUCAAGAAUUGGAGAGAGCACUCCUUAAUGAUAAUGAUGAUGAAGAUGAUGAAGACAUGUUUGGCUCUGGCCAAAGCAUGGAAGUUGAUGUUGAUUGGGUUGGCCCUGCGCAGAAUGGAUUGCUUAACGAUUCGCCCAAGGAGUCUUCGUCGUCUGAUUCUUAUCCGAGCAGUAUCAGCAGCAGCAACAAAGAAAUAUCACCAAUUUCUCUUCGGUCUCCCAGAAAGUUACUUAUUGAUUGUGCUGCUCUUCUCUCAGAAGGAAACAUAGCAGAAGCUUCAAUAAUGAUCAAUCAGCUUCGGCAGAUGGUGUCAGUUGAAGGAGAACCUUCUCAGAGGAUUGCUGCUUACAUGGUGGAAGGUCUCGCGGCACGGGUGGCUUCCUCAGGAAAAUUUCUUUACAAGGCCUUGAAGUGUAAAGAACCACCCACUUCUGACCGUCUUGCAGCGAUGCAGAUCUUAUUCGAAGUCUGCCCUUGUUUUAAAUUUGGAUUCAUGGCUGCAAAUGGUGCUAUCAUCGAAGCUUUUAAGGAUGAAAAGACAGUUCACAUUGUCGAUUUUGACAUUAACCAAGGGAGUCAGUACAUGGCACUAAUACAAACAAUUGCUUCUAGUAGGAAAGGUAAGAUUCCCCAGUUGAGAUUAACUGGUGUUGAUGACCCUGAGUCAGUUCAGCGUUCGGUUGGUGGCCUUAAAAUCAUUGGCCAAAUGCUUGAGAAGCGAGCAGAAGAUCUCGGUGUGCCAUUUAAGUUUCAAGCAGUGGCGUCGAGGACUUCACUUGUCACGCCUUCAAUGCUGGACCGUCAGCCUGGGGAAGCACUUGUAGUAAACUUUGCAUUUCAGCUUCAUCAUAUGCCUGAUGAAAGUGUCUCAACUAUAAACGAGAGAGACCAGCUCCUUCGGAUGGUGAAGAGCCUGAACCCCAAACUCGUGACAGUAGUAGAACAAGAUGUGAACACUAACACUUCGCCUUUCUUCCCAAGAUUUAUCGAGGCCUACAAUUACUACUCCGCUGUGUUUGAAUCACUAGACGCAACUCUUCCAAGGGAGAGUCCAGACAGGACAAACGUCGAGAGACAGUGCCUGGCACGAGACAUAGUAAACAUCAUUGCCUGCGAAGGAGAGGAGAGGAUAGAGCGGUAUGAGGUUGCAGGGAAAUGGCGAGCAAGGAUGGCAAUGGCGGGAUUCACUUCCUGUCCAAUGAGCUCAAACGUGGUUGAUUCGAUCAGAGAACUUAUCAGGCAGUAUUGUGACAGGUACAAGAUCAAAGAUGAAAUGGGGUCACUUCUUUUUGGAUGGGAAGACAAAAGUUUGAUUGUUGCCUCUUCAUGGAGGUGAUGCUGAUACUGAUAGAGAAUGACAUUUUGGCUCCAUAAAGUUUCUUUUGUUUUUUUCUUUUUUUUUUCAGUUGGGUUUUGUAAUUUUAUAUUUUUGUGUGGGAUUUCUAUAUAUGCAUGCUGUGUCUGUCAUAUAUAUGUAAUCCAAAACAAAAAUAAGUAACUGCUAAUCACCUAACGUUAAUAGAUUUGGCUCAGUACUUGUAUUAGACAACUUACCUUUGCAUAAUCUUUCUUCACUUUGUUA